Messenger RNA from Brachypodium distachyon (stiff brome), 1938 nucleotides. RefSeq lists its product as uncharacterized. Gene Ontology annotation, cellular component: membrane. Gene Ontology annotation, molecular function: glycosyltransferase activity. The coding region runs from base 287 to 1516 and encodes 409 amino acids. The transcript has 11 exons. The record is from RefSeq and is a predicted model, not a curated record. Lineage: Eukaryota; Viridiplantae; Streptophyta; Magnoliopsida; Poales; Poaceae.
CAGAUAGCCACCAACACCUGGCCUGGCCUCUCUGCCGUCACUCCACCCGAGCCCAUCCAAUCCCCCGCCGCGCGCGUCCGGCACAGCCGUAACGCGCGUCACAAGACCCAAAAGAUCGCACCAGAAGCUUCAACACGGAAAAACAGGCCAAAAGUAACACGGCGCCACCGCUACGCAAUCACCGUCCAUUCUCCGGUACCGUACUCCUCCACCCUGCCCCGACCCAGCGGCCGCGGCCACGCGAGGGAGGCCACGCUGCUCCUCUUUAAUUCCCUUCCGCUUUUAAAUGCCGCCGCGGCCCACGCCGGUGCCAAUCCCGCGCACGCGCCCACCCCCGCUGAUGGCGGCUUCGGCGAAGAGGCCGUCCGCGUCGGCGCUGGCAGCCCUUCUGGCCGCCCGCCGCGGGCGCGCGCGCCUCGUCGCGCCGCUCUGCUUCUUCUUGCUCCUCCUGUUGGUGUUCCUCCGCACCCACCCCUCCGCGGCGCCGCCCACCUCGCUGCCGCCCUCCGCGGGGCCUGGGAAGGUGGCCUUCCUCUUCCUCGCCCGCGCCGGCCUGCCGCUCGAUUUCCUGUGGGACGCCUUCUUCCGCAACGGCGACGAGGGGAAGUUCUCGGUGUACGUGCACUCGUCCCCGGGCUUCGUCUUCGACCGCACCACCACCGGAUCGCCCUACUUCUACGGGCGUCAACUCGCCAAGAGCGUAAAGGUGGAUUGGGGCGAACCAACAAUGGUCGAGGCGGAGAAGAUGUUGUUCGCCGCUGCGCUUGAGGAUCCAGCGAACCAGCGAUUCGUUUUACUCUCUGAUAGUUGUGGUCCUCUGUACAAUUUCAGCCACACAUAUACUUACUUGAUGGCUUCACCUAAAAGUGUUGUAGACAGUUUCACCGACAAGGCAGACAUGCGAUAUAAUCCAAGCAUGUCACCCGUCAUUCCAAAGGAUAAAUGGAGGAAAGGAUCCCAGUGGGUAAUGUUAAUCAGAAAGCACGCCGAAGUUGUUGUUGGCGACAAGCAUGUCUUCCAAUUAUUCAGAAAGCAUUGUAAGAUGGUAGUGACCAAGGCUUUGCUUGGGCGCAGGCUUAAUGCUAGACGAUUAGGAUUUGUAUUUCGGCGAAAGCAGGUAGCGAAAGGUGCUGACGAAAAGGAGCAUGAUUGUAUUCCGGAUGAACACUAUGUGCAGACAUUAUUUUCCAUCAAAGGACUUGAAAAUGAACUUGAAAGAAGAACUUUAACCUAUACAUCAUGGAACCAGUCAUCUUUGGAUCCAAAAGAUAAGACGACUUGGCAUCCGAUGACAUUUGAGUAUGACACAGCAAGUCCUGAGCAUAUCAAUGCUAUAAAGAGUAUCGACCAUGUCAACUAUGAGGUGGAACACAGGACUGAGUGGUGCCAAUGUAAUGGUACAUCCGUUCCGUGUUUUUUAUUUGCCAGAAAGUUCUCUUACAGCGCAGCGAUGCAUAUAUUGGAGGAUGGUGCAAUUGGUCUACUAAAAUCUGCUCAACUAUUGGUUAACUUUUAACAAAAGGAAAACAACUUCACAUUUUUCGUGUGGCCGGGUACAGUUCGUAGUUUGUAGACAGUGCCAGCCUCGUUGGUUGCAGCAGCAUUUGCAGCUGAAGCUACUGAACGAUGAAGUAGUAUCUUAGUGUAUCUACAAAUUAGGUUGUGUAUAAAUCGUUGGGGCAGAGUAGGUUAUUGUAGAGAGCUUCAUUGUUGAAGUUUGGUCACUGUAUCAGAGAUUCAGAAUGCAAUAUCCAACUGACAGAUCAGUGUCGGCUACUCCAUCAAAAUAAUGAAGCAUGCACGACUCUUCUGGUAGUGAUGUUACUAUCAGAGUAGGAAAGCUGUAACAGUUACUUUAUCCUAUAUGUACACAUUGAAUAGCAGAAAAGAAUCACAGUUUUUUAUCCAACUCUUUCACAUUGUUGGGAUAUGAUAAAA